UUUUUCCUGACUGAUAUGAUUGAGAGUGCCAGAUUAUCAUCGAACUUCCAGAUGCUGUGGGACCAGACCAGCUCUGAAAUCAGGGAGAUCUAUGGCGAGAAAUACCUGGCAUCCAACUGCAUGGAGCAUGCUCUGACUGCCUGUCGCCCUUGCACCCGAUACUCAGCUGGCUGGGAUGCCAAGCUCUUCUACCUCCCCUUGAGCUACCUGCCCACCUUUCUUGUGGAUGCCCUUCUCUACUGGACUUCCAUGAAGCCUGAGAAAGCCCUCUGAAGUCUUCACCUAUGUGCAUACCUGGGGGGAUGUAGGUAGAGUGUGACAGAGGGAAUAUGUAGGGGAAAUUAGGAGGGUUGAGGGAGAGAUUUUAUUACUCCAGGGUUCUUAGUCAACACAUUUCAUCUCAUUAAUUCUCCUAUGAUGCUGCUUGAGACUGAUGGAUACCAAAGAGACAGGCAAAGGAUUCUGCCAAGGGAUUCAGUUACAAAAGAACUGGCUGAUGCCCAGACUAAGAGCACCAUGGU
Molecule: messenger RNA, 521 nt
Organism: Mus pahari (shrew mouse)
Lineage: Eukaryota; Metazoa; Chordata; Mammalia; Rodentia; Muridae
Product: retinol dehydrogenase 16-like
Exons: 2
Coding region: 16-273 (85 amino acids)
Source: RefSeq, a predicted model, not a curated record